CAGCAGGCAAAAGCAUCAUUCCAUCGAGAUCACUUGUUUUAGUCACACCUUGGAAAGGUCGAAAUGAAGGCGUUGCAAGCAAUCAUCCUCACACUAUUGGUCAUAGUACCAAGGAUAUCAACUGAAGAUACGAAGGAGAAACGUAGUAUCGCAGGGCAUGGGAUACAGCUGGCAGGAUACAAUAACCACGUUACCCAGCAGCAACAACAGCAGCUUGCUCGUCACUACAGUGCUCCUGUUGUGCAAGACCACUACAGCCAGCACGAAGUUCACCAUUCAUCUCAAUGGUCUCAACCUGAUGAACUUCUAAACAGCCAGCAUUAUGAACCACAUGCGGAACAUCAUAAACAUAGUCAUGAAUCAUUUAAAUUACACACGUCGGUUCGCGGGAUGGAAGUUCAGCAUCCUGGACAACACGAACAAAAUGACUUCGAGGCGGACGCUUAUGAGAAACCGACCCAGCACAAUAGUGCAGACUAUUCCUAUCCUAGCCAGCAUAUUCAUCAUCAGCACGGUUCUGUAGGUCAUCAGGAGCAUAGUCAAAACAACCACGUGGUCUAUCAUUAUUCCCAGCAACAACAACAUCAACAGCAAUACCAACAACAACAGCAACAACAGUAUCAACAGCAACAGCAGCAGCAACAUCAUCAUCAUACGCAACAACAGCAGCAAUAUGUGUAUGAAGCUCCAAAGGAAAUCAAAAGUGAGAUGCGGAUUCCGUUAGAAAGUCAUAAAUUCAGAUUCCCGGUGCACCACGAGCAGCAAGUUCCUGCGCACGGGGAGAAGCAGGUGCCCCACAAAUACGAACCGCCAAUGGCCUACAAGCUUAUGGUCCACAAGGAACCACCAAUGCACAAAGACAUCAACGUGGUUCACAUUCCGAAACCAGUCGCAGUUCAUGUCGAAAAGCCUUACCCAGUUUACGUGGAACGGCCGGUGGUUGUGGAGAAACCAAUCCCUCUGAAGGUGGUCAUUCUCCGCGAGAAAAAGAAGCCCUGGUGGGCGAAGCUGAUGUAAUUUAGUUACGCUCGUAGAUAUGUUGUAAUCUAGAAUUCCUAACUAUGUACUAAUGAAAUAAUAAAAACUAU
Wyeomyia smithii (pitcher-plant mosquito) is the source of this 1088-nucleotide messenger RNA. RefSeq names its product putative cyclin-dependent serine/threonine-protein kinase DDB_G0272797/DDB_G0274007. Bases 64 to 1017 code for a protein of 317 amino acids. The record is from RefSeq and is a predicted model, not a curated record. NCBI's taxonomy places the organism in Eukaryota, Metazoa, Arthropoda, Insecta, Diptera, Culicidae. The transcript is spliced from 2 exons.